UAAUUUGUGAUAACCGGUAGAUUUGUUAACAAUAAUUAUUAAUUAACAUAACUUUCGUACUUUUAAAAACAAACUAAUUGUUACAUGUUUCUACUAUUCACAUAAUAAUUGUUAAUUAUAUAGCUUCAAUUUUGGGACAAUUGUUGCCGCUGAGGAGACUCCUAACGUGUGAAUGUGUUAAGUUUGUGGAUUUAUAUGAACAACCUAUUGAAUUGAACAGUAUGGAAAACAGCAAUGGAGUUACAUAUUUGGAUUCUAGUGAAGUUCAAAUAUGUAAACCUAUCACUGUGGUCAACGACAGGAUUGAAAAUUUUUUAAAGAGAAAAAGAGAAGAAAACCAUGAUAGAAAUACAAGAAUGUAUUGUAACUCAAUAUCAAGCUCAAAUUAUUCUGGUGCUUCCAGAACUUGUAAUACAAUAGAAGCUAAACGUCAGAGAGGAUCUGAAUGCUUUGUAAAAAAGACAAUAGUACAAAAUAAUGUAGGACCACAGAAUAAUGGUGGUUUGGACAUAACUAGUUCAAACAGUUACAAUUUAUCAAAUAAUACAAGUUCAAUUGGAUUAAAACCAGAUGUACGAGAAAGAAUAUCAAACCUAGAAAAAGUCUUAAAUAUUAAAAGUGAUGAUAGUAAAAGUAACAUUGAUAUUUAUAACAAACUAAAAUCAAUAGAAGACCAUGUAUUAAAACUAGAAAGUAUUUUAUUAAAUAUCAAUGAAAAUUACUCAUUAUCAAAUAUAUGUUCUAUUGAUAAAGAUAUAGGAAUUAUAAAACAUAAUAAUACAAAGGCUGAUGAUCUUAUGAACCAGAAAUGCUGUUGUUAUGUGCAGUUCCUGUCUAUUCAUUUAAUUUCUAUGGGUUUAUGGUUCUAUGUAUUUAUAGUUUAUUAUAUACAAAUAGUAUGGCUUGAUAUAUCAUCUUAUAGAGAUAAACAAAAUAUAACACACGUGGAAGAUGAUAGAUUUAAAUUUAUUUUCUCAGUAAAAUUAAAUACAAAGAAAUUUGUUGAAGAUAGUUUAAUAAGAAAAGAAAUAAAAUCAGAAAUAUUGCCACAAAAAUCAAAAUAUUCUGCAAAUGAAAUACAAGCACUCAUUAACAGUAUCAAAUGAAAUUGAUGAAAAUUAAAAAAAAAUUCUAAAAUCAAUAAUAAAUCAUUAAGCAUUAUUUUCAUCUUAUCAUGUAAAAACAUAUUAAAAAUAACUGGUACUUCUGAACGUAGUUUAUUUCUUUUGUGCAUAAUAUCGUUUAAAAGUACUAUCAAUAUGAGUCAAGUACCAUGAAUCAGGAAACAAAUUGUCAACAUUUGAAGUAGGUUCAAAAGGUGCUAUAAACAAAUUUAAAUAAUUUAAUUUAUAGAACAUAGUUAAGAAAAACACAACUAGUAUUCAGAUGUCAAGUAAUAAUUUUAUAGAACAAUAAUAAUAGAUAAUAGAUAUACUACCUUUAUUGUAAGCUAAUUCCCGGUUUGUUAAUAUAUUUUCAAAUUCAUCAGUCGA
Aphis gossypii (cotton aphid) is the source of this 1493-nucleotide messenger RNA. RefSeq lists its product as uncharacterized. The transcript is spliced from 7 exons. Bases 222 to 1106 code for a protein of 294 amino acids. NCBI's taxonomy places the organism in Eukaryota, Metazoa, Arthropoda, Insecta, Hemiptera, Aphididae. The record is from RefSeq and is a predicted model, not a curated record.